GAAAACACCCAAAUGAGAGCCAGCAAGGUUAUUAGAUAAGGCACCGAAAACCGCAGAAAAAUCCUCGUCCAUUUGCCACUCUCGUACGAUUUUGUUCUCACUCGUGUUCGCUUGCGGGCGGAUCAAUGGAGAAGGCGGCUUCUUUCCUCUCCUCCCUCCUCCUCGGCGGCGGCGGCGGCGAUGAGGGACCGGCGGCGGCGACGGUGAAAUCCCUCCUCGUAUACCCCAUCAAGUCCUGCAGGGGCAUCUCCGUGCCCCAGGCCCCCGUCACCUCCACUGGGUUCAGGUGGGAUCGGCAGUGGGCGGUGGUGAACGCCAAAGGGAGGGCCUACACACAGAGGGUGGAGCCCACGAUGGCACUGGUCCAGGUGGAGAUGCCGCCGGAGGCCUUCGACGAGGAUUGGAAACCCACGCCGGACUCCUACUUGGUUGUAAGAGCACCUGGAAUGGACUCACUGAAGGUCCCUCUCGCUGCGGAACGCACCACGCUUGAUGAUGUCUCCGUGUGGGAGUGGUCUGGUUCUGCAUAUGAUGAAGGAGAUGAAGCAGCAGAAUGGUUCUCCACCUAUUUUGGAAAGCCAAGUCGACUCGUGCAGUUUAAACAAGAGUCCGAGAUCAGGCCGACUAAUCUUGACUAUGCUCAAGGUUACAAAAUCACCUUUGCGGAUUGCUUCCCCUUCCUGAUAGCCUCCCAGGGCUCACUGGAUGCGCUAAAUGAGAUUCUUAAAGAACCUGUGCCAAUGAAUCGCUUCAGACCAAAUAUUUUAGUGGAUGGAUGCCACCCAUACUCAGAGGAUCUGUGGAAAAACAUAAAGAUAAACAAGCUAGCAUUUCAAGGUGUGAAGUUAUGCAACCGUUGCAAGGUGCCUACCAUUAAUCAAGACAACGGAAUACUUGGCACUGAACCAACAGAAACGAUGCUGACAUUCCGGUCUGACGAAGUGUUGCGUCCGGGCCACAAGAAUAAGCGGCAGGUGUACUUCGGGCAGAAUUUAGUCUGCAAGGAAGCUUUAUCAGCCUGGGGCAAAGGGCAGAUCAUCAAGGUCGGUGAUCCGGUUUAUGUUCUGCAGGCAUUCCCUUCUUUGAAUGAAGCUCCAGCCUAAACAAGGGGAUGGUAGCAACUACUGUAUCUGUUUCCUGUGUGCGGAAAAGAUGACUGGUUGGUUGAUUUUAUGCACAUGUUCUGUAAAUUAUAGACGGUGCUUGUUUGGAUGAGCUGUAUUCUUUGUGUGAGCUUCGUUAUGUGAACCAUAUAAAGCUCCCUGGUGACAUAUCUCCAUCCAAAUACUCCCCCUUAGCAAUAAAGCUUGACAGGCCUGUUUCUUAUGCCCUCAAGUUGAAAUGAUAACAUCAUCUGGUUCUUUAA
Brachypodium distachyon (stiff brome) is the source of this 1366-nucleotide messenger RNA. Its product is annotated as mitochondrial amidoxime reducing component 2. Lineage: Eukaryota; Viridiplantae; Streptophyta; Magnoliopsida; Poales; Poaceae. The coding region runs from base 126 to 1103 and encodes 325 amino acids. The transcript is spliced from 8 exons. The record is from RefSeq and is a predicted model, not a curated record. Gene Ontology annotation, molecular function: pyridoxal phosphate binding; molybdenum ion binding; catalytic activity.